UCCAAUAUCAGUUUGGACUUUGCCAGUUUCUUGUCGAUCCUUAAUGUGAUUAGUUUACCUGUCACGUAUUUAAGAUAGUGAUCGUUCGAAUUUACAUUUUCUGCAGCAAAUUUCAUAAAUUAGUUUCGCUGAUAGUUGGGAAUAAAAGAUAUAUAGAUAGGCAAUUAUGAAUCGCUGGGCAAAUAAAGCCGCAAUGGUUAUUGGUGCUGGAUCCGAUGUUGGCCAAGCAAUUACAGUCGCUCUUUUAAAAAAUGGAAUACACGUGUAUUACGUUGUAGAUACGAAGAGAGACAGAGACAAAAUUAAAGCGGAAUACGAAAAGAUGAAUAAAAAUAUACUUACGAGUAAAUUAGAACUUAUAUAUAAUAUAACGGAUAAUAUCGAAGAAACAUUGAAGAAGGAUGUGAAUAUUCUGAUCAAUAAAAUUGAUACUUUUUGUAUUCAUUUAUCGAUAUAUCAUAAGUUUAUGAAUGAAGCGAUAAAAUCUAUGCGCAGGCGAAAAGUCGAAGGGCACAUUUUCAAUAUCAACAGUGUUUACGGUCAUUUUCUUCCAACUCCUUAUUCUGAUACAUCGGAUAAAAAAGAUACAUUUCUUUUUAAUGGGAUUAUCGUUUCUCAGCAUGCAAGUAUCACUUUGACCCAUCUGAUACGACGUCAAGUAGUGGACGUUGAACCUCCUAUUCGAGUCACGAGCAUUAGUCCCGGUGAUCUGAAAACGGAUAUAAUAAAUGAGUUUAAUUCAAGUUUGAAUGAGUUUAAUUUAAGUUUGAUGCCAAAGGAUGUAGCGGAUGCGAUCAUUUAUGCUCUUAAACUAAAACCGAGAGUUCAGAUUACGGAGCUUACUAUUCAAUCUACCGGAAUACCUCCAUAUUCUUAGCAAUAUGUCCAUCUCUCUUAGCACUUCACUCAAUAGAGUAUAAAGAAAUUUUUUAUUUAAAAUAAAUUUGUAUUGCUCUCUAUUUUUUUGCAUGAAUAUUAAAUUUUAUAUGUAAUUUGUGUGUAUAC
Molecule: messenger RNA, 1005 nt
Organism: Camponotus floridanus (Florida carpenter ant)
Lineage: Eukaryota; Metazoa; Arthropoda; Insecta; Hymenoptera; Formicidae
Product: farnesol dehydrogenase
Exons: 6
Coding region: 167-877 (236 amino acids)
Source: RefSeq, a predicted model, not a curated record